This is a messenger RNA of Lingula anatina, 1757 nucleotides long. Its product is annotated as high mobility group protein 20A. NCBI's taxonomy places the organism in Eukaryota, Metazoa, Brachiopoda, Lingulata, Lingulida, Lingulidae. Gene Ontology annotation, biological process: regulation of gene expression. The record is from RefSeq and is a predicted model, not a curated record. Gene Ontology annotation, cellular component: nucleus.
GUUUCAAAAGGGAAGUGUCAAAUUUAAAAGCAGCUGUGGUGGAUAAGAAUGAUCAGUCUUCUGACUUACAUUUACCACUAUCUUCUAACAAUAUUAUAUAUGUACUAGUACAUAUAACAGUUAGUGACUGUUUUUUCACUUAAAACACUGGUGGAUUGCAGAAUUUAACAAAAUGAUACCACAUGAUGUGGGUAACUCUUAUGAGAAAGGUGAAACCAACACAAGAUGGAAAAUGACUACUUGUGACCACAUUUUCAAAGAGGAAACUGAGGAAGAAGGACAUUUAGAAGUGCGAUAUAUCACAACAAAUGUGUAAAACUAUAGAAGACCCUGGCAGUAUAGUUGCACCUAUUGCAGCUGAGUGAACUUCCUAGUCAUGGAUCUGGGUACAAAUUCAUCUUCUGGUAUCCUUCCUAAUGUUUCUGCCUACAAUUUUGACAACUUUGAUGAUGAAGUAUCCAAAGAAGGCAGUGAUUUAACUGUGGAUGCUGUUCUAUCCACAGGCGGUACUGCCUUCAACACUAGUCACACCCAGUCUUCCCUCAGUAACCCACAGUUUGUGUCACAAGACAUUACACAAGUGCAACUGUUAGACCAAGAUUCUAACUCCCAACCAGUGGCAGAACUACAGGAGACAGAGGUACCUGAGAAAAAGGUCUUAAAGGGAGGCUGGCCUAAAGGCAAGAAAAGAAAGAAAUUAAAAGAUGUGAAUGCACCAAGGCAGCCAUUGACAGGGUACAUAAGAUUUCUGAACGAAAGACGGGACAAAUUCAGGGCAGAGCAUCCUACCUUAUCAUUUUCAGAAAUCACCAAAAUGUUAGGAAAUGAAUGGAGUAAAAUGACGCAGCAUGACAAGCAGAGAUAUCUAGAUGAUGCGGAGAGAGACAAGGCAAGGUACCUGAAGGAACUGGAGGCAUACCACCAGACAGAGGCGUACAAAGCCUUUAAGAAACAGCAGGAAAAGAAAGCCAAAAGUGAACUUGCAGAAGAAAAUGAUAGUAACCAUUCUGCAUUAAAUGGCUCUGGUGUGGAGUUGCUGACAGAAAACAUAAUGAAGGAUGAAGGGCAUAUACCAGCCUUUGAUAUUCCUAUUUUCACUGAAGAAUUUUUAGAUCACAACAGAGCAAGGGAAGUGGAACUGAGGCAGCUGCGCAAACAAAACACAGAGUAUGAAGAACAAAAUGCAAUCCUCAGUAAGCACAUAGAGAAUAUGAAGCAAGCGAUUGAGAAACUGGAAGUAGAUGCUGUUCAGCAGAGGAACAACAACAUGGCUCUCCAACAGCACCUAGAGAACCUGAGGAGUAUACUUACUACUAAUUUUGCAGCAGUACCUUUACCAGGCUCUAAUGAGGUUCCAAGCCUGGAAACUGUGGAUACAUACAUGGCCAAACUCCACUCCAUUAUACUGGAUACGCCGCAAGAGAAUGAGGCAUUGAUUGCCACUGUGAGGGAGAUUGUUGGGAGGCUCAACUUUGAGAGUGACAAGUUAUGACCCAAAGAGGCAGUGAAUUUCUGGUGAAGUAUUCAAAUGUCAAGAUCAAACAGGAAAUCAAAUGGGACACGCAGGCCAGCUGUACAUUUGGAAAGAUAAAUUACUGAAUAGCAUCGACAGUCUGAUGAUUGCAAUAAAAAGAAAUUGAAAGAAUUUCAGUCUACUUAAGACUAUAAAGAUGUGGAAUCUGUGUUGAAAACAACACAAUUUAUAAUGUAGAGAGUUCUUCAACUUUCUUGUAAAAUAAAAUAUAUCUUUCCUCCAA